UCAAAGGUUCUCGUUUUCUCUAGUUAAAUUUUGCUCAAGUUUUCAAUCAAAUAUAAAAUUUACCCAAUGAAAUUGAUAUAUUAAUCAAAUUGUAAGAGUUAUUUUGCAAUAUUUGGUUAUUUAUAAUUUAGAUCUCUUUCAUAAAUUAUUUGUUAGGAUAUUUAUUUAAGAAAAAGUUAGAAGAUGGAAGAAGAACGAGGAAAUGUAGAAGUUUCAACAAAGAUCACAGAGCCGUUACUGAGUGUACCAAAUCCAAGAGCCCUACAGCAAACUGUUCCUUCUGUACCUGGCCAAUCAAAAUAUAUACAGCUACUUAAUGUCAUAGAAGAACUUGGUCACGAAGUUCGACCUACCUAUGCUGGCAGUCGUACUUCUGCUGAAAAAAUUAAACGUGGUAUCGUACAUGCACGUAUUUUAGUUAGAGAGUGUCUAGUCGAGACUGAGAAAAGUGCUCGUCAGUAAAAUACGUAUUUUAUAUAAUUUGAUACAUAUCGUUCAAUUUUAACUGACCAAGUAUUCCAAAAGUACUUAGAUAUAAAUAAUGAUAAAAGCACAAACUUAUAACAUACUAUUAUUAAAAAUGAAAUUGUCCGAACCAAUUGUGUGAAAUGCGAGAACCAGAGUGCCAAUUUACCUACCUCAGGUUUGAACCACAUGAUAAUGGUCAUUAAUUGGAAAUCUAGCAUAAUUCAAAAAAAGAUGUUUGCACAUCUUUGUAUUUUUAUAAACAUAUUUAAAAUGCAUGUCAUCGUAAUAUUUAUUUUAUAUUUUAAAAAGUUACUUAUUAGUUUCUACACUGCCAAAGAGUACAAUGAUAU
Colletes gigas is the source of this 818-nucleotide messenger RNA. RefSeq names its product cyclin-dependent kinase 2-associated protein 1-like. The record is from RefSeq and is a predicted model, not a curated record. Gene Ontology annotation, cellular component: nucleus; cytoplasm. NCBI's taxonomy places the organism in Eukaryota, Metazoa, Arthropoda, Insecta, Hymenoptera, Colletidae. The coding region runs from base 184 to 462 and encodes 92 amino acids. The transcript has a single exon.